CGCACAACUAUCAGUCGUAUUCCCCCCUUGACAUCCUCUGCGGCUUUCGAAGCUGUGGGUCAAGCAACGACGCUAACACUGGAGCUAUAAAAAUUGACAACGGGGGCUCCCGUUUAAAGCGCCGCACCAAGCUGACCAGCUAGCGCAGUGUGAUCACUUGCGUCUCUCUCUGAAACGAUUUUUGUUUCGGAGAAGUGCAAAUUGAUUCAAAAACCACUGCCGCCGCAUAUCCUGAUCGGAACCCCCCCACACACCAAAUCGAAGCAAAAAUGGUGCAAAAUAAGAUCGCCGAAGUCACUGGAUUCCACCGCUCCUUCAAGGGGCAAAAUCCCUUUGAAUCAGAGGACUUCACUAAAAAUGGAUCCCAUCUUAUCGAUUCAUCAUUUAAUUUUGACUCCUCCCCCAGACAUGACAUGCCUUCCAGUCAGCCUAUUGACAUCCCCGAUGCCAAGAAGAGAAACAAGAAGAAAAAGCGUUGCCGGGCAACUGACAGUUUCUCUGGACGAUUUGAGGAUGUCUACAGACUGCAGGAAGAGGUCUUGGGAGAGGGCGCUUAUGCCAGAGUGCAAACAUGCAUCAACCUCAUCACCAAUAAAGAGUAUGCUGUAAAGAUAAUCGAGAAAAGGCCGGGUCACAGCCGCAGUCGUGUCUUCCGUGAGGUUGAGAUGCUCUACCAGUGCCAGGGCCAUAGAAACAUCCUGGAGCUGGUGGAGUUUUUUGAAGAGGAAGACAAAUUCUACCUGGUGUUUGAGAAGCUCAGAGGAGGGUCAAUCUUGGAACACAUUCACAAGAGACAGCACUUCAGUGAGCAGGAGGCCUGUCUCGUGGUGCAGGACAUUGCCAGUGCUCUAGAUUUCCUUCAUAACAAGGGAAUGGCACAUAGAGACCUGAAACCUGAAAACAUUCUCUGUGAGAGUGCACACCAGAUAUGCCCGGUCAAGAUCUGUGACUUUGACUUAGGCAGUGGGAUCAAGCUGAACAGUGACAGCUCACCCAUCUCCACCCCUGAGCUCCUCACUCCUUGCGGCUCAGCAGAGUACAUGGCACCUGAGGUAGUUGAGGCCUUCAGUGAAGAAGCUACAAUUUACGACAAGCGCUGUGACCUGUGGAGUCUUGGAGUCAUUCUGUACAUCAUGCUAAGUGGCUAUCCUCCAUUUGUAGGCCGCUGUGGUGGUGACUGUGGCUGGGAAUUAGGUGAACCCUGCCACACCUGCCAGAACACUUUAUUUGAGAGCAUCCAGGAAGGAAAAUACGAGUUUCCGGAAAAAGACUGGGCUCACAUCUCCUCAAGUGCCAAAGACCUGAUAUCCAAACUUCUGGUUCGGGAUGCCAAAAGCCGUCUGAGUGCCAGUCAGGUGCUGCAGCACCCCUGGGUGCUGGGGGGUGCAUCUGACACUUUGCCAACAUCCAUCUUACAUCAGAGAACCAGCAGUGCCAGGGAUCUUACAGUUUUUGCAGAUAAGGCCAUGGCUGUGAACCGGCAGCUGGCUGAACAGGAUGGCAUGGAAGAGCAGCAGCAGCAGGAAGUCCAAUUUUUUGUUACUGCUUCUGGCUCGUCUAUGCGCCUCUCUCCUCCUUCCAACUCCAAGCUGGCCAAGCGCAGGCAGCGAAGCAGCCAGCCGAAAGGUGGGCCCGUCUCCGCUGCGGAGCUUCGUCAGCUCUUGGCCCCCCUCGUCAUCGUGGGAGACUGUGCCUGAACUUUCCCGACCUUCCGUUAUGAUUCAAGUCCUGUUCCACGACUGCCCUGAGACUCUUCCUCCUCAGUUCUGGCCCCUCUCUGGCCUCGGUCCCUCUGCUAUUCAGGUUCUCUUGCCAGCUGUAAAGGGAGAUGCUGCCUGCAGCCCUUCCUCUAAAUGCCUUCUGCCCUUCUCCAGCACUUCUGAAGCACAUCAGCACAGGGCCUGCAUAUAGCAAACACAGCUAUGUGCACUUCCAGGUUGGGGAGGAGGGCCAGUUAAUGACUUGUUGGACAGCAAAGUAUUUUCUAAGUUAUGUUGGUUUUUUGUUUGUUUUUUUUCCUCAUACAACUCAGUUCAGAAGAAAUCCGAACAUAGAUCUUCGAAACUAAGCUCAGACACCAAAGGACAACCUGUUGUGCUGCUCCCACGUUACAACUGGAUCCACUGUGAAUUAAGUUAUCUGGAAUGUUUUUUGCCUGUAUGUAUAUGCAUGAAUGGCCCAUCUGCACAUACGUACAAGCUUAUGCAAUAUGCCGAGAUGAAGGCUGUUCCUGUCUUGAAAGGAUUCAGUGUAAUAAGGGUUGGAAGGGCUGUAAGCCAACGCUGUCCGUGCCUGAGGCGCGGACCGUUGGCUGGAGACUCUUCAAAGUCUUUUUUUGUUUUGUUUUGUUUUGUUUUUUGUUUAGUUUUUUUUGUUCCCCUCCGUUUAAGAUGAGCUCUUUACAGUCGACUCUUGUGUAAAUGUCUGAGAUGCGCACUUAUCCAGCUCGGUCGCCAUGCACUUAGUGCUCAAAGGGCAACGGCUGUUUGUACCUGACCAGCUACGACUUGCCGCUGCAUCAGUUGAUGCGGUUUUUCCUUUUCUUCCAAAUUGAAUCUAAAACUAGUGAAUUAAUUUGACUUGGUCAUGCUUGAUGGCCGCCGGGGAGGGGGGAGGGGCCAAAGCUCAUAGCUUGUAUAUCUGGCUUAUUUGUACAGGCUAAUUAUACAGUACUUAAAAUGGCUACGCAAGUGAUCUGGGUCAGUGUUACUUUCAUUGUAAAGAAUUUGACGUCCCCUUGCUACAACCAGAAUUUGUAUUUUUUUUUUUUUUUUUUUUUUUUUCUACAGAUCAAUUUAUGGAUUUAAUUUCAAAUAUUUUGGCAGUAAAAGUUUAAAUUCCUGUGAAGGGGUUGAAAAGCACAUUUUGCCCAAUGUGACCAGACUGUCAUUUGUUGAUCAGAUUUAUUUGGACCAUCAUCUUCGUCCUCCUCAUCCUUCAAGGUCUCAACGUUGUCUCUAACGACACGCCGCCCCUCCCAGAAUGAUGUCACAAAUUUUCUUUACAAGUUGGAGGCAGAGGGAAAAAAUAAAAUAAAAUAAACACAAAAAGGAAAAACAUUCCACAAAAAGACAAAAAAAACUUCAGACAUUUAGCUGUAUAAAGUUUACUUUUUUUUUUUUUUUCCAAGUUUGAAAACUCCAUGUCAAUGUGCCACACUGAUUUUUAUUUUUAUUCUUUUCUUCUUUUUUUUGUAUGGCUGUUAAUAAGCUUU
Pelmatolapia mariae (spotted tilapia) is the source of this 3214-nucleotide messenger RNA. RefSeq names its product MAPK interacting serine/threonine kinase 2b (gene mknk2b). The transcript has 14 exons. The coding region runs from base 270 to 1697 and encodes 475 amino acids. Gene Ontology annotation, molecular function: calmodulin binding; calcium-dependent protein serine/threonine kinase activity; ATP binding. The record is from RefSeq and is a predicted model, not a curated record. Gene Ontology annotation, cellular component: cytoplasm; nucleus. Gene Ontology annotation, biological process: intracellular signal transduction; peptidyl-serine phosphorylation; protein autophosphorylation. NCBI's taxonomy places the organism in Eukaryota, Metazoa, Chordata, Actinopteri, Cichliformes, Cichlidae.